Molecule: messenger RNA, 920 nt
Organism: Rhipicephalus microplus (southern cattle tick)
Lineage: Eukaryota; Metazoa; Arthropoda; Arachnida; Ixodida; Ixodidae
Product: non-structural maintenance of chromosomes element 1 homolog
Biological process (GO): double-strand break repair via homologous recombination
Cellular component (GO): Smc5-Smc6 complex; nucleus
Molecular function (GO): ubiquitin-protein transferase activity
Source: RefSeq, a predicted model, not a curated record
CCUAGCGCUUUUCACAUGGCUUUUCACCACCGUCUUGUUCAUGGCGCGUUUUUUUGCUGUAGACGUGAUCGUUCAAAACAAGCUUUGACAUUUCGUUCACAAAUCGCUAUGGCUGUGCACGGGGACCUUCACCGUACUUUCAUACAGAUCGUGCUGUCACGCAAGAUAUUGCCCCUGACCGAAUUCGAGGAAUUGGUGCGCUAUUGUCAAAGAAAAUUUGACGUGCCAUUGAACCCAGAAGGAAACCUGCAAGCACUCGCAAAGUUUGUGUCUGACGUCAACAACCGACUGUCCCCCUUCCACAUGCGGCUCAAAAGCGGCGUGAGCGAAGAAGACGGCUCUCAUUUCUAUGCUCUAGUUAACAUCAGGGACGACGCGCUGUCCAAGUGUGCCACCAAGUUCUCCGGAAAUGAGAUGAAGUUCUUCAAAAAAUUGGUGCUGAAAAUUGCCGAAUCUAACUGUGGGCGCAUAACCUCAACAGCAGCGCUCAACAUCGUCUAUGAAGAUGGGGACUCUGGCCUUCAGAUAAGGACCGCUCAAGCUCUUAUUGAUCGGAUGGUCAGCCUUGGUUGUCUUACUGUGGAGGAGGGCAAUGUAUCCUUGGCUCCAUUGACACUCCUUGAACUGGAGCCUUACCUCCGAGAGCAGCUUGGCGACGCGAUUCCUCAAUGCGACGUGUGCAAGCAAAUUUGCAUCAAGGGAGAACUGUGCUCAAACCCCGAACUGCCGUGUCAAGCUGCAUAGCCACUGCGCGACACAGAUCUUUCGUUCGAGGACGUACGUCGUCCGGAAGCUGUCCAAGUUGCGAUGAGCCGUGGGAACGGUAGACGAGAAGAACGUCAGGAUGCAGAAAGAGUCUAAAAACACGGCUCGACUGUGAUGUACAUUUUUAUUUAAUAAACCUUCAUCAGUAAACUGUA